CUCUUCAGUAUUGCACUGAUCGCUUCAGUACCCCAUCUUUAUUCUCCAUUUUCUUCGCCAGUCGAGUUCGCCGUCGCCUUCUCCGUCGUGUCUCCGUCGCCGUAUCUCCACAUACAAUUCAAAUGUUUACAGUUUCGCCGAGCAAUCAUUUAUACUUACAGAAAGACUUAGUGUCUUCCAGACGGGGAUUUUUCGCGGUCUCCGGCGCAAGGAGCAAGUUCUGUGUCCGGAAAGCUAGGGAUUCACGAUGUAGAUCUUUGUUCGGCGGGAAUGGAUCGGUUGGACCGGUGAUAAGCAGCCUGAAGAAAACUGUGGAAGCUGCUUCUCCAUCGAAGAAAAGAGAUGGCAAUGAGUCUAAGAUUUCUUCUUCUCUUUCUGGAGGAAUCGAAGUCAGGGCGAUGAUAAAGAUCAGGAAGAAGAUGAAGGAGAAGUUGACAGAGAAGAUCGAUGAUCAGUGGGAGUAUUUUAUCAAUGGGAUUGGCCAAGGAAUAUUGAUUCGUCUAAUUAGUGAAGAAAUCGAUCCUGAAACCAAUUCGGCAAGAAGCAUAGAAUCUUCUGUGAAAGGAUGGUUGCCGAAACCUGUCAACGGUGUUCACGUUUUGGACUACGCUGCUAAUUUCACAGUGCCGCGUGACUUCGGCAGUCUUGGGGCUGUUCUUAUCACCAAUCUUCACGCGAAAGAGUUCUAUCUCAUGGAAGUUGUAGUUCAUGGCCUUGAUGUUGACCCCGUUUACUUUCCGGCGAACACCUGGAUUCAUUCACGGAAUGAUAAUUCGGAUAGUAGAAUUAUCUUCAAAAAUCACGCCUACUUGCCAUCACAAACGCCGCCGGGCCUUCGUGAUCUUCGCAGCAAAGACUUGUCGAGCAUUCGGGGCAAUGGACGAGGUGAAAGGAAGCCAUACGAUAGAAUUUAUGACUAUGAUGUUUACAACGAUUUGGGUAAUCCUGAUAAGAGUAAAGAUCUUGCUAGGCCUGUUCUGGGUGUUGAAAAUAGGCCUUAUCCUCGCCGCUGUAGAACUGGUCGGCCUCCAAGUUCUUCAGAUCCGCUUACUGAGAAACGAAUUGAAAAGCCACAUCCAGUUUAUGUUCCUCGGGAUGAAACUUUUGAGGAGAUAAAGCAAAAUACAUUCUCUGCUGGGAGAUUGAAGGCUCUGGUCCACAAUCUUGUACCUUCUAUUGCAGCUACAUUGUCAAAAUCAGACAUAUCCUUUAAGUGUUUUUCAGAAAUUGAUAAGUUGUAUAUCGAUGGCGUUGUCUUGAACGAUGAAAACCACCAAGAGAACUCUCAAAAGUUGUUUCUUAGCAAUAUUAUGAAGCAAGUUGUUAACGCUGGUCAGACAUUGUUGAAGUAUGAGAUCCCAGCUGUGAUCAAAAGUGAUAGAUUUUCUUGGCUGAGGGACAACGAGUUUGCACGACAGACUCUGGCUGGUGUCAACCCAGUAAACAUCGAGUGUUUGAGGGAAUUUCCAAUCCGCAGCAAACUUGACCCUAAUGUUUAUGGGCCUCCAGAAUCAGCCAUUACAAAAGAAUUGAUAGAGAAGGAGCUUUACAAUGGCAUGAGUUUAGAACAGGCUAUAGAAGAAAAGAGAUUAUUUGUACUUGAUUAUCAUGACAUUCUUUUGCCAUUUAUCAAGAAGAUCAACGCAUUGCCAGGGAGAAAAGUCUAUGCCUCUAGAACAGUGUUCUUCUAUUCCCAGACUGGUAUCUUGAGGCCUAUCGCAAUUGAGCUCACACUGCCUCCAACACCUUACUCAAAAACCAAUAAACAUGUGUACACUCAUGGCCAUGAUGCUACAACCCAUUGGAUUUGGAAGCUAGCAAAAGCUCAUGUGUGCUCUGUUGACGCCGGAAUCCAUCAACUUGUGAAUCAUUGGUUAAGGACUCACGCAAGCAUGGAGCCUUAUAUAAUUGCAACUCAUAGGCAACUGAGUUCCAUGCACCCUAUUUACAAGCUGCUUCAUCCUCAUAUGCGCUACACACUGGAAAUUAAUGCAUUGGCUCGUCAAAAUCUUAUAAAUGGUGGGGGAAUUAUUGAGGCCAGUUUCCUUGGGGGUAAGUAUUCCAUGGAGCUAAGCUCUGCAGCAUACAAGAACAUGUGGCGAUUUGACAUGGAAGCAUUACCGGCUGAUCUUAUUAGAAGGGGUAUGGCUGUGGAGGAUCCUGCAAUGCCAAAUGGUGUGAGACUUGUAAUUGAAGAUUACCCAUAUGCAGCAGAUGGUCUCCUUGUAUGGUCAGCCAUAAAAGAAUGGGUAGAAUCCUAUGUUGAACACUUCUACUCGGAGCCAAAUUCCGUCACAAACGAUGUUGAACUCCAAGCUUGGUGGAGUGAGAUUAAGAACAAAGGCCAUCCUGAGAAACGAAAUGAACCUUGGUGGCCUAAACUCAGUACUAAAGAGGACCUAUCCGGCAUACUCACAACAAUGAUUUGGGUGGCAUCUGGACAGCAUGCUGCAAUAAACUUUGGGCAGUACCCUUUCGGAAGUUAUGUGCCGAAUCGUCCGACGCUAAUGCGAAGGCUCAUACCACAGGAGGGUGAUCCCGAUUAUGAGAAUUUUAUCGCCAACCCCCAACGUAGUUUCCUAUCUUCUUUGCCAACUAAACUUCAAGCAACAAAAGUGAUGGCAGUUCAGGACACAUUGUCAACUCAUUCACCAGAUGAGGAGUACUUGGGUCAAGUGAACCAAAUACACAGCCACUGGAUCGACGACAAAAGGGUGUUGGGGUUAUUUACCAAGUUCUCAUCAAGAUUGGAGGAGAUUGAAGAGAUUAUAAACAGUAGAAACAAGGAUGCCCGUCUUAAAAACAGAAGUGGUGCAGGUGUUCCUCCAUAUGAGCUACUUCUCCCCACAUCUGGUCCAGGGGUGACUGGUCGUGGAAUCCCCAACAGCAUAUCUAUCUAAAAAGAGUAUUCAGAUUUAUGAUCUGGGUUUUGUUUAUCCAACUAUAUGCUUCCCUAUGGUGCUUGGAAUUCAGAGAUAUUUAGUUCAUUAUAAAUUUGUAGAUUGAGAGUAACAUAAUGAUAAUAAGAGGAGGAUUUACACGCCAUUAAACCUUUA
Molecule: messenger RNA, 3056 nt
Organism: Cucurbita moschata (crookneck pumpkin)
Lineage: Eukaryota; Viridiplantae; Streptophyta; Magnoliopsida; Cucurbitales; Cucurbitaceae
Product: lipoxygenase 6, chloroplastic
Exons: 9
Coding region: 123-2900 (925 amino acids)
Biological process (GO): lipid oxidation
Molecular function (GO): metal ion binding; protein binding; oxidoreductase activity, acting on single donors with incorporation of molecular oxygen, incorporation of two atoms of oxygen
Source: RefSeq, a predicted model, not a curated record